Messenger RNA from Eucalyptus grandis, 2543 nucleotides. Its product is annotated as cytochrome P450 714C2. NCBI's taxonomy places the organism in Eukaryota, Viridiplantae, Streptophyta, Magnoliopsida, Myrtales, Myrtaceae. Gene Ontology annotation, molecular function: iron ion binding; oxidoreductase activity, acting on paired donors, with incorporation or reduction of molecular oxygen; heme binding. The transcript is spliced from 5 exons. The record is from RefSeq and is a predicted model, not a curated record. Bases 816 to 2393 code for a protein of 525 amino acids.
AGAGAGCUUGAGAAGGUGGCUGGCCGUUGGAGGAGGGCCGUCCACUAGCCACCGUCCGCCGCGGCCAUUCCCUGAACCAGGUAGGUGCCCUGUUUUCUUUGGUGGGCGUCAGGCCGGAGCUCGCGGUCGACCAAGCUUUCGCGAGUUUCGAUCCCGUCAGCCUGGCGACUCCUUAAUGGAGACGUGAGAGGUAAGAAAAAGAGCCCACUCCGUCAGCGUAAUGAGCUCCGGUGUCUAUCUCCAAAGUCCACGAAGCAAAUGAGUGCUUGGUUGUCCUCACUUGGUUGUCCUCCCUCGGUUGUCCUCUCUCUGUGACUAACCAUGCCGGUCGUCAAUGUGAUUUCCACUUUCUUAUUCCACUUUGACCGGGCCGGCUCGGCGUGCUACAAUCUUUAAAUUAUCGCUUUCUUUGAAUGGCCAUGUGGUCAGCGUGACCGAGUCAUAAAGCAGAAUUGUCCUCCCUCGGUUGUCCUCUCUCUGUGACUAACCAUGCCGGUCGUCAAUGUGAUUUCCACUUUCUUAUUCCACUUUGAUCGGGCCGGCUCGGCGUGCUACAAUCUUUAAAUUAUCGCUUUCUUUCAAUGGCCAUGUGGUCAGCGUGACCGAGUCAUAAAGCAGAAUUGUUAAACUUCCAAUAUCUCUUAUGACAGCGUUGUCCUCGUCACCCUUUGUAUGUUAUAACUGAGCCUUGCUAGCAUCUGGCAACAGCAUCACAACCCCCCCAUCCAUCAGACCAAAACCCGUUAGCAACCUCCCAAUCGGUGCUGUGACCUCCGGAGUGACGUUCCCAUUAGGACUAGAGAGGAUCAUCAGCAAUGGAAUAUCUGCAGUACUCGAACACAAAGGCACUGAUAUCCAUAGCCGUGGUGGGCGUAAUAGGAGUGUUGCUGAGGCUGUACAACGCGCUGGUGAUGAAACCGGAAAAGUUGAGGUCCUUGCUGAGGAAACAAGGCAUCAAUGGACCGCCCCCCGCCUUCCUGCUCGGCAACAUCAUGGAGAUAAAAAAGGCGAGAUACUCCUCCUCCUCCUCGUCCUCCGUUCCCAUGACUCCGCCCGGCCGGCCCCCUGCCCGCCAUGAUUGCGCUGCUGUCCUCUUCCCCUUCUUUGACAAGUGGAGAAAACAAUACGGAGAUACAUUUGCGUUCUCGCUGGGGAGCACACAGAUAAUCUAUGUGAACCGACCAGACGUGGUGAGGGAGAUUACCACCUGCACAUCCUUGGACUUGGGUAAGCCCUCAUACCAGUUCAAGGAGAGGGGUCCCUUGAUGGGUCAAGGCAUCUUAACUUCCAACGGCCCCCACUGGGCUCAUCAGCGCAAGAUCCUCUCUCCUGAGCUCUAUAUGGAGAAGGUCAAGGGAAUGAUAAACCUCAUAAACGAGUCCACAGAGACACUGUUGAAGUCCUGGAAGAACAAAGUGGAUGCAGCCGGUGGAGUAGCCAGCAUUAACAUCGACCAGCACAUAAGAAGUUUCUCUGGAGAUGUCAUCUCCAGGGCCUGCUUUGGCAGCAAUUUUGCCAAAGGAGAGGAGAUCUUCCACACGUUGAGGGCUCUCCAGGAGGCCAUGUCCAAGAAAGUUCUUUCCACUGGGAUUCCUGGCAUGAGAUACCUCCCCACCAAGAGUAACAGAGAAGCCUGGGCACUGGAGAAGGAGGUCCGCAGUUUGAUACUGCAGGUGGUGAAGGAGAGGAUGGAAGCUGCAUAUGAGAAGGACCUUCUGCAGAUGGUUCUCGAGGGUGCCAAAAACAGCGACUUGAGCCAGGAGGCCAUGGACCGGUUCAUUGUCGACAACUGCAAAAACAUUUACUUGGCUGGGUACGAGACGACUGCCGUCUCUGCGACAUGGUGCCUCAUGCUGUUGGCUUCCAGUCAAGAGUGGCAAAAUCGUGUGCGUGCCGAGGUUCUUGAAGUUUGUGGGGACCGUCUUCCUGAUGCCGAUAUGAUCCGUAAGAUGAAACUGCUCACAAUGGUGAUAAAUGAGUCGCUGCGGCUAUACUCCCCCGUGCCAGUGGUGUCGAGGGAGGCCUUAACGGAUAUGAAGUUUGGGGACCUGAAAGUGCCGGAGGGGGUUAACGUGUGGACGAUGGUGUUGACAUUGCACACGGACCCUGAGAUAUGGGGCCCAGACUCUUACUCCUUCAACCCGGGCAGAUUCGCCAACGGGAUCACGGGAGCUUGCAACCUGCCGCACUUGUACAUGCCCUUCGGAGUGGGACCUCGCGUGUGCCUCGGGCAGAACCUGGCUAUGGUGGAGCUCAAGAUUCUCAUUGCCCAGCUUCUCUCCAACUUCUCCUUCACCCUCUCUCCCGACUACGUCCACUCCCCUGCUCUUAGGUUGGUUAUUGAACCUGAACACGGUGUCGAACUCUCCGUCACCAAAUUAUCUCGAGAUUGAUUCCUUCAAGAGCAGUUUUUCUUUUUUCUCACCCCGCUUUUUCUUAAGCCCACUGUACGUUUUCUUGCUGUGUCCACUGUCCAAAACCAGCUUUUUCUAUCCUUUUUGUCACUCUUGUAUCAGUUUAUGACAAAGUUCAUUCUUUUUUCA